AUGUUUAUAGAGGGGGUAUGUUUUACAAAAAAAAAUUACAACUUGGCAAAACACCCAGAAAUAGAUGUCCCAAAUUUGCAAUUAAUUAAGCUCAUGCAAAGCUUUAAGUCAAAGGAAUAUGUCAAAGAAACAUUUGCAUGGAUGCAUUACUAUUGGUUUCUUACUAAUGAUGGCAUUGAGCUUUUGAGAACUUAUUUGAACCUUCCUUCUGACAUUGUCUCUGCUACUCUUAAGAAGUCUGCUAAGCCCCUCCGUGGCUCGCCGAGAUUUGAUGGAGAUAGGCCGAGGUUUGGUAAUAGGGAUGGAUAUAGAGGUGGGACGAGAGGGCCUCCCGGUGAAUUUGAUGGCGAAAAGGGUGGUGCUCCUGCUGAUUACCAGCCUGCUUUCACAGGUGGCCCACCGAGAUUUGAUGGAGAUAGGCCGAGGUUUGGUGAUAGGGAUGGAUAUAGAGGUGGGCUGAGAGGACCUCCCGGUGAAUUUGGUGGCGAAAAGCGCGGUGCUCUGGCUGAUUACCAGCCUGCUUUUAACAGGAUAAGUUCUUUUUAA
This is a messenger RNA of Erigeron canadensis, 546 nucleotides long. Its product is annotated as 40S ribosomal protein S10-1-like. Bases 1 to 546 code for a protein of 181 amino acids. NCBI's taxonomy places the organism in Eukaryota, Viridiplantae, Streptophyta, Magnoliopsida, Asterales, Asteraceae. Gene Ontology annotation, cellular component: cytosolic small ribosomal subunit. The record is from RefSeq and is a predicted model, not a curated record. The transcript is spliced from 3 exons. Gene Ontology annotation, molecular function: structural constituent of ribosome; RNA binding.